CGUCCUUUGGGUGCGCAGUGUUGCCAGCCACAGAGCCACGUCAGGCCUGUAGCAACGGCUCGUCUUCUGCUGCCUCUCCAAGGUUAGAGAUAGGCCCGCCCGACUAGCUGGAGACGCUCAAAGAAACAAACACUUGGAGCAGAUUGACAGCGGCGUACCGGCAAUUAUUUUUUCCUUUUUUGAACGUUUAGCUUUUCUCCCGCAUAGGAGCUCAAAGUGUCGCCUGUGCACUGUGAAAUUGUCAGCGCGGACACUGACGGCGUUAUUUGGUCUCUAUAGGAGGUUCUGCAGCAGAGAAAAUAUCGUUUAUCGCCCGUCUUAUUGGUGCUUAAUGGAAACGCGUAAUCAUAAAAAAUGGUUGCAUUUGGAGAAUAUCCGUGAGUGCGAUCGUUUCCUCUUGACAUCGGUGCGUCAGAAAAGACACCUCAGCUAGCUGGACUCCGGGUUGGGUGUGAAGUCUUUACUGUGCACCGUGUGCUGCUGGAGUGAAGGUGACUUGCGCCCCGUCGCAGUCAAGGCAAUGCGGAGAGGACUCGCAGGCGCUCAUCCGGUACUUUUCCUGCGCUCUGAGGCUCGUCUGGGAAAAUAUUUUCUCCCUCUACCGCGUUAGAGGGAAAUACCGUGAGAUAGGCAGAGCAAUAACGGUAGUCAAGAUUGAACCCAGCCAGCAGUUGGUGAAGGUGAACCGAGCACAAGCGGAGGAGAAAAUAAGGUGAAGAGUGAGGUGCAGGGUGGUAAGAAAGGAAGACGGAAAGUGGUGGAGUUUGGAGGGGGGGAUAAGACAAGAUCUUUCUAUCCUAGAGCUGUUUUAAUAGUGGAUGUGUAUGCAUGAGUUCUGCAUCGAAUGGGCGCAAAAACCGCCCCAGAUCCGCCGGGAACAUCUUCCAGAUCGGCAAGCCUCCGUACCGAGACCCACAGAGGAGGGAGAGCACCGAAAGUACCCGCAAAGCUCAGCGCGCCGUGGCCGACUGCAGAAUGAUCGUCCAAGAAUUCAAUACACUUGUGGCUCUGUACCGUGAACUGGUCAUCUCCAUUGGUGAAAUCACUGUCGACUGUCCUUCCUUACGGGCUGAAAUGCUGAAGACCCGAACAAAAGGCUGCGAAAUGGCGAGAGCGGCGCACCACAGUCUCUCCUUGAUAUCGGGGCCAGAGGAUGGGGAGAUCCACCCUGAGAUCUGUAGGCUCUUCAUCCAGCUGCAGUGCUGCCUGGAGAUGUACAUCACAGAGAUGCUCAAAUCUGUCUGCUUGCUGGGAUCCCUGCAGCUCCACAGGAAAGGUAAGGAUUCAUGCGGUCCGUCCGGGGUCGACAGUAAGAUAGAGGACAGCUCGGACAUCCCCAUCCUGGAGGACACAUCUUCCUCCCCGACAGAUUGUCCUCAGCUCUGCUGGCUGGUGGCCACUGACAUAGAUAACAUAGAAAGGGACAUGAGGGAGAUGAAGAACCUUCUCAGUAAACUCAGGGAGACAAUGCCUUUACCACUGAAGAACCAAGAUGACAGCAGUUUGCUGAACCUGACACCCUACCCACUUGUCCGACAGAGGAAGAGGCGGUUCUUCGGGCUCUGUUGCCUGGUAACCAGCUAAGGGCCCCGCCUUCGUGGGUAGGAGGCAGCAACAAAGACACCAUUACCCACUGUCCUUCACCACUUGUGUCUCCCACCAAUCUAUUACUGCCAUUUUCAAAUAAAUCGUCUCUUUCUCUCUCGUUUUUUUUUAACAGCUGCCCAUUUUAUAAUUUUAUUUUGUAAUACAAAGAAGAAUUGUAACUGCAAUGUAAUGAAAACUAAAGUCAUGAACAUAUAUUUUAAGAUAUUUUGCAACAGAUCCUCCCUUUUUUGGUAAACAAAGUCAGAUAUCUGCUUGUCCGGUGUAAACGAGAAUGAGAGGUCAUCUGAAACAAUGUCGACGUUCAAUUACUUCCACAAGCCUGAGUGAAUGAAACGAGGAUCCAUGUUUUAAAAACAAAAAACAAAAAAGGGAAUAUAAAUGUCCGUUUUGUCAGACAUAAUGUGAUAACUUGUGAAUAGACGCUGUUCAAAUAUUUGAGGAUGGCACUUGCAAAGACAAAGUUAUACCUCCGUCUGUCUAAGCUGAGGUGACAGGUUUGUGCUGAGUAAGUUUGGUGUGUAUUACCGUCUCUGUUUUCCGUUUCUUGCUGUUUUUCUUCUCAAUGUACUUAAUUUAGUCUUCCAUAAACCAAGAACCUGUAAUCGACUUCAACUUUCCAGCUUCGAAAUAUAUGAUACAAAUAUUCAAAAGAAAACUUCUUUGCACACAGUAUCUAUCUAUAAAUUGAGACAUUAGACUUGUAUAUACACAUACUCUUUACGCGAUGCUCUGAAUUAUUCUCAAAGUUGGAAGUGCUUUGCAGAGGACCUGUGCGGGUGUGAGCAGGAAGGCGCCUCUCUUUGACCGAGGGGCAGAGAGCAGGUAUUAUGGGUCUUGCGUGUUCAAAGAUUGUAAUCAACGUUUAUGGCAAGGUGAAAAUACAGUAGUCAAAGUUGACAUAGGUCAUUUUACAUUGUUAAUAAAACUUUUGUUAUUAAAACUUA
Messenger RNA from Mugil cephalus (flathead mullet), 2552 nucleotides. RefSeq names its product regulator of G protein signaling 7 binding protein a (gene rgs7bpa). Lineage: Eukaryota; Metazoa; Chordata; Actinopteri; Mugiliformes; Mugilidae. The coding region runs from base 829 to 1584 and encodes 251 amino acids. The record is from RefSeq and is a predicted model, not a curated record. The transcript has 6 exons. Gene Ontology annotation, biological process: G protein-coupled receptor signaling pathway. Gene Ontology annotation, cellular component: nucleus; postsynapse; neuron projection.